AUGGAACUUAUCGAUUCUGUCCAGGCCAUUUUCCAAGUCAUGACCAUCGUUCUCCUUGGUUACCUUUUAACAAGAAAAGGUUACUUUACCAUGGAUAAGCAAAAGUGGCUUUCCAAACUAAACAUGGUGUUUUUUACACCCUGCUUGUUGUUUUCCAACAUCGCUUCCAUUAUCUCUCUGGAAAAACUAUUGGCAUUUUGGCCCAUUCCUGCCUUUUAUCUUGUGUUUGCCAUAAUCAGCUUCUCAGCCAGCCAAAUUACAUCUCGAUUGGUCGGUCUCAAUGCGCCUUAUCGUCGUUUUGUCUUGGCAUGUGUCAUGUUUUCCAAUACCAAUUCCCUGCCGAUCGCUAUUAUCUCUAGCUUGGCGGUCUCCGAAGCCGGAAAUAUUCUGUUUUGGGAUACCGAUGAUACAGAAGUUUCCGUAGCAGCAAGAGGCAUCUCGUACACUUUGUUUUUUGCCAUUUUUGGCAAUCUGAUCCGAUGGUCAUACGGCUACAGCCUUUUGCAGAAACACGAGCCCAAAGCCAAAGCCUCCAGUCUCUCUGAAACGAGUCCUUUGCUCGCCACGUUUCCGUUCCCGUCCAUAGCCCAAUCCCGCGCCCAGUCAUUGACACGAUCCUUGAAAACAAAUGCGUAUCUCUUUGCGCGAAAGGUCGAUAAUUUUAUGUCGCCUCCUUUGUACGCCGCUGUGCUUGCAUUGAUCGUGGGUUUAUCUCCGCUGAAAGGAUUCUUGUACGACAAAGAUUCCUUCAUGUAUCCUUCCUUUACCAAGGCCAUCGAAACGUGCGGUCGCGCUUCCGUGCCCAUCAUUCUCACCUGUCUCGGCUCUCAAUUAGCCUGUAUUUCCGAAUCCCAGCAUCACUCGCAUGCUGUUCGAAAACCUGUCUUCACAGCCAUCAGCGUACGUCUCCUUUUGAUGCCUCUCUUUGUGAUUCCUAUCGUGAUUGCCUUUGUGUUGUAUGGAUCUCGUUGGUCCACUUUGGCAAGUGAUCCGGUUUUCAUUGUCAUGAUGAUCGUCCUUGGAUGCACACCGACAGCUAUCAAUCUCGUUCAAAUCACUCAAGUCAACGAUUUUUGCGAGGAAGAAAUGCUUCGUAUGCUGUUCUGGAGUUAUGGAGUGAUCUGUAUUCCCGUCUGUACCUUUACUGUCUUUACAGCCUUGAGCGUGGUCGACAAACUGCUUUGA
Messenger RNA from Radiomyces spectabilis, 1185 nucleotides. Its product is annotated as auxin efflux carrier. The transcript is spliced from 4 exons. Gene Ontology annotation, cellular component: membrane; endoplasmic reticulum. Lineage: Eukaryota; Fungi; Mucoromycota; Mucoromycetes; Mucorales; Radiomycetaceae. The coding region runs from base 1 to 1185 and encodes 394 amino acids. Gene Ontology annotation, biological process: transmembrane transport. The record is from RefSeq and is a predicted model, not a curated record.